CAGCACAGUCCGAAGGAGGAGAUUUUUCUCCAAUAUCAGGGCGGGGUCUUGUGACUCACCACUAACUUCCUCAUAGACAGUAGAGCCGGUGAACUCUGUCACUCUUCAGCAUUGUACAGUUAGAGGUCUGAGUAGGCUGCAGUGAAAAAGGAACGGGAAAAGUUGUACAGUAUAAUAAUCUGCCACUGGAGUAGCGACCGGUAGACCGGCUGCAAUUCUCAUCAUUUGAAUGUCUGGUGACACAGCGCGAGAGGUGGGCUUCGAUUGUCAAGUCGCAAAGGUGCAUUCAACAGCAGAUAUAACGUCGGGGAUGGAACAAGUCACAAUGAGUGACCGGUUCGACUGCGACAACUGCAAGGAGUCCCUGUACGGACGCAAGUACAUCCAGGCAGACGGGGGAGAGGGGGACAACCCCUACUGCAUCCCCUGUUACGACAGCCUGUUCGCCAACACCUGCGACGAGUGCAAGGAGCUAAUCGGCCAUGACGCCCGGGAGCUGUUCUACGAGGACCGCCACUACCACGAGCACUGUUUCCGUUGCUUCCGCUGUGACCGCUCGCUGGCGGACGAGCCCUUCACCAGCCAGGAGGAGGCGCUGCUGUGCAACGACUGCUACUGCAACGAGUUCUCCUCCAAGUGUGUGGCCUGUGACAAGACUGUCAUGCCAGGCACGAGGAAGUUGGAGUAUGGUGGCUCCACAUGGCACGAGGGCUGUUUCAUCUGCCACAGCUGUGAGCAGCCCAUCGGCUCCAAGUCCUUCAUCCCAGACAAGGAUGAACACUACUGCGUGUCCUGCUAUGAGGAUAAGUUCGCCCCGCGCUGCACCCGCUGCAAAAAGGCCCUGGCUAAAGGGGGCGUGACGUAUCGGGAUGAGCCGUGGCACAAGGAGUGCUUUGUGUGUGCGGGCUGCAAGGUGCAGCUGGCAGGGCAGCACUUCACCUCGCGCGAAGACAACCCCUACUGCCUCAAGUGCUUCGGCAGCCUAUACUCCAAGAAGUGUGAGGCCUGCAGCAAGCCUAUCACAGGUUUUGGCGGAGGGAAGUACAUCUCGUUUGAGGAGCGCCAGUGGCACCAGCCCUGCUUCACCUGCACAGAGUGCUCCGUCUCUCUGGUGGGGGCGGGCUUCUUCCCCAAUGGAGACCAGAUCCUGUGUCGCGACUGCAACACCAACAGCAAUCUAUAGACCACACACACACCGUAUCGCCCCUCUCCUCACACAUGCCCGCCCGCCUAGGUCAACCCCAGGGCCCCCCUUAUCACUGCCAAGGUUGUUAACACAGACCCACAGACUGCCUCUCAGGUCAUACACACACACACACACACACACACACACACACACACACACACACCUUGCUCACUAGACCACAGCUCAAUCCCUCAUCCUCCCCCAGUGCUUUCUGCCGCUUGCUGUCAAAUACCAGAGCUAAGCAUCAGGCUACUGAAGCACAGA
Salvelinus sp. IW2-2015 is the source of this 1450-nucleotide messenger RNA. RefSeq names its product four and a half LIM domains protein 3. Gene Ontology annotation, cellular component: nucleus; stress fiber; Z disc. Gene Ontology annotation, molecular function: actin binding; transcription coregulator activity. The record is from RefSeq and is a predicted model, not a curated record. Gene Ontology annotation, biological process: actin cytoskeleton organization. Lineage: Eukaryota; Metazoa; Chordata; Actinopteri; Salmoniformes; Salmonidae.